Daucus carota subsp. sativus is the source of this 891-nucleotide messenger RNA. Its product is annotated as nuclear transcription factor Y subunit C-6-like. Gene Ontology annotation, molecular function: RNA polymerase II cis-regulatory region sequence-specific DNA binding; DNA-binding transcription factor activity, RNA polymerase II-specific; protein heterodimerization activity. The record is from RefSeq and is a predicted model, not a curated record. Gene Ontology annotation, cellular component: nucleus. The transcript has a single exon. Gene Ontology annotation, biological process: regulation of transcription by RNA polymerase II. NCBI's taxonomy places the organism in Eukaryota, Viridiplantae, Streptophyta, Magnoliopsida, Apiales, Apiaceae. The coding region runs from base 1 to 891 and encodes 296 amino acids.
AUGGAUCCAUCUGAAGACUGUCCACAACAACAAUACAUUGCUGAUAGUGCAGGUCAAAUGUCCAAUACCGCGCCCCCUCUUCAUGACAUAGCAACCAACAGCAACACCUAUGUUCCAGUGAAUUCGACAAUGCAGCCUCCUCCUCUUCCAGUAUCCGGAAUUCAGCACCAGCCUGCACACCAGGACCCUCAAGCUCAGCAUCUGAAACUUGUGCGAGAACGGCUUAGGCUAUCUUGGGCUAAUCAAAUGCAAGAAAUGAAAUCCGCAGACCUCAAGAAGCAUAACCUUCCAAUAUCUCGCAUAAAAAAUAUUAUGCAAGCAGAUGAAGAUGUCAAAAUGAUUGCAAAGGAGACUACAGCUGUAUUUGCCAAAGCUUGUGAAAUGUUUAUUACUGAUAUGACCUCAAGGGCUUGGAUUAACACAGAGGAGUCUGGAAGACGAACAGUCCAGAACAAGGACAUUGCGGCAGCAAUUUCCAAAACAGAUAUCUUUGAUUUUCUAGAAGAGGUGGCUCCAAAAGAUGAGUCGAGCCAACAAAUUCUCAAGGCCACUCCAGCUGAACCUCAAAAUCCUGGCUACAAUGUUCCUCUUCCUGAUCAGCAGCAUGGAGUAGGAGCCUCGAGUGUGACAAGUGCUGGUGUCGAACAACCUCCACAGUUUGAGCUUUUUUAUGAUCAGGCAGGGCUCCAGAACCAACAAUCCUUUGUGCCUGGGCCUCAAGCUCUGAACCAGCAGCAGCCUUUUAUGCCUUGGCCACAGACUCAACAGCAGCUGGACCAGCAGAGCCUAGAACAGCAGCCUGAGCAGACCCCCGGAGCAACAGGUGCCUCAGGACUGAGCAGCAGCCGAGCGAGGAGUGCUACUAGCAGCAAGAGAAAGCGGAUAAUGUAA